AUUUUUUUUUUUUUAAUAUGGCUGUAAACGUUUCCCUUGUUCGUGAUACAAAAUGGCUGACGUUAGAAGUGUGUCGAGAGUUUCAGAGAGGUACUUGUUCUCGAUCUGAUGCAGAGUGCAAGUUCGCCCAUCCGUCACGGAGUUGCCAUGUGGAAAAUGGUCGCGUUAUUGCCUGCUUUGACUCCCUAAAGGGCCGGUGUACCCGAGAGAACUGCAAAUAUCUCCACCCUCCCCCACACUUAAAAACACAACUUGAAAUAAAUGGACGCAACAACCUGAUCCAGCAGAAGACAGCCGCAGCCAUGUUUGCUCAGCAAAUGCAGUUCAUGCUACCAGGCGCGCAACUACAGCCAAUUACAACAUUUCCUGUGACUCCAUCGCUUGCAACAAGCCCCACGAUGGCUUUUAGUCCCUACCUGAGUCAUGUUUCUCCUGGGAUGGGCUUGGUUCCUGCAGAGCUUUUACCAAAUACUCCUGUCCUGGUUUCCGGAAAUCCUACUGUUACAGUACCAGGAGGCUCUGCUGGGCAGAAACUGAUGCGUACAGAUAAACUGGAGGUUUGUCGAGAGUUUCAGCGUGGAAAUUGCACACGUGGUGAGAAUGAUUGCCGCUAUGCUCACCCUAUAGAUAUUGCAAUGAUAGACACAAAUGAAAAUACUGUUACAGUUUGCAUGGAUUACAUCAAAGGUCGAUGCUCUAGGGAGAAAUGCAAGUACUUUCAUCCCCCUGCACACCUGCAAGCCAAAAUCAAGGCAGCUCAACACCAGGUGAACCAGACAGCUGCAGCUGCAAUGGCCCUGCCGCCUGGUGCACUUCAACCUUUACCAAAGAGGCCAGCACUUGAAAAAAACAAUGGUGCCACCACAGUCUUUAACCCAAGCGUUUUCCACUACCAACAGGCUCUAGCCAACAUGCAGUUGCAACAGCCUACAUUCAUCCCUACAGGGUCAGUUCUGUGCAUGACACCCACUGCAAGCGUUG
Molecule: messenger RNA, 981 nt
Organism: Leptosomus discolor (cuckoo roller)
Lineage: Eukaryota; Metazoa; Chordata; Aves; Leptosomiformes; Leptosomidae
Source: RefSeq, a predicted model, not a curated record